CGUCGACAAACUCUGGGCAACGGGAAAAACUUCGCGGGCCGCUGGACGGGCCACAUCGCUGAGCGCACCUUUCGUCCAGUCGGCCGGCGCCGCUUGCGUUCGUGGCGCGCCGCGUUCGUCUUGGUAGCUUGUAAACGCAGUUAUGCGGUGGAGCGCGUUUGAUCGGCGACGUUAGCAGGUUUCGGUGUCAUCUGCUGCUGCAGGGAGCAGCGGUGACCGUCACAACAUAGCUUCUAGUUCCGCGCUGCAGCUGCGUCCUUUCCUCACGAUGUGAACACUGUAUGUACUGCUGUGCUUCGCGUUACCGCUGACUGUGAAAAGGGAUUCAGCGCAACCUUGCGCUCGCGACAUACGUGUAUGCGAUUCUCGGAUACGUACUCCGGGCUGACAACGACGGAACCGAGCGGACGACGAUCGGCGCUGAAAGUUGGGGAUAACGUCGCCUCUUCCGCGCCGCCUGUCAGGAAGCGAGUUUGGUUCUCAAGCGCGCUGUCAGCCAUGGGUCUCAGUGACACCGAUGGAAGGGAGCCCAUCCUGAGUGUGGAUGGGUCGAGCCACCCUGAGGGGCCUAUGAGUGAGGCUGAGGUGAAGCCCUGCUCUCCGCAAGGGGGUGACGCCAACCACAACCACCCCACGACUCUCAACUUUGCUGCUGCCACAACCAACGGGAACAGCACUGCCAGCCUUUCACCACAAGCUCCCCCUGGCCAGCCCUCAGUGACCAGUGCAACGCCAGUGGAUGCACCCACCCCAGUUGCCUCCACACCUGUUAGCAAGGCUGACAUGGAGCUUCUUGCACGCCUCGAAGAGCAGAACAGGCUCUUGGAAUCAGACUCUAAGUCCUUGAACUCACUGACUUCAACACACUCCAGAAAGUCCUCAGACACCAGCCAGGUGUCGGUGGCAUCAGGUGCAAGCCAGCAGAGUGCCGCCCUGGAUGAUGACUCAGAAGAUACCUGGGUACUGUGGGGAAGGAUGGUAAAUGAGUGGGACACCUACAUCAAGAAGAAGAAUGCCUAUGUCAAGGAACACGUUCGCAAGGGUAUCCCACAACAUUUCCGAGCCAUUGCAUGGCAGCUAUUGUGCAAUGCACCUACAUGUGCAGCCCGUGAGCAGUACGCAGAGUACCUAAAGGCAAGCUCACCCUGUGAGAAAGUGAUCCGCCGUGACAUUGCACGUACUUACCCUGAGCAUGAGUUCUUCCGUGACAAAGAUGGUCCUGGCCAAGAGGGCCUUUUCAACGUCAUGAAGGCUUACUCACUGCAUGACCGAGAAGUGGGCUACUGCCAGGGGAGUGCCUUCAUCGUUGGCCUAUUGCUUCUACAGAUGCCUGAAGAAGAGACAUUCACAGUGCUGGUGCGAAUGAUGCAAGACUAUCGUCUGCGUGAAAUAUACAAGCCCAGCAUGGCUGAACUGGGACUCUGUAUGUACCAGCUGGAGUGCCUUGUACAGGAGUUGGUGCCAGAGAUCCACAUGCACUUCCAGGCUCAGAGCUUCCACACAUCUAUGUAUGCCUCAUCGUGGUUUCUUACUCUGUUCACUUCCUGCUUGCCGCACACCCUAGCAUGCCGAGUCAUGGACCUUUUUCUCUCUGAGGGAAUGGAGAUGAUUUUCAGGAUAGCCAUAGCUAUUCUUCAAUUUUGCAAGGAAGACAUACUCCAACUGGACAUGGAAGGCAUGCUAAGGUACUUCCAAAAGGAAAUGCCAAGCAAGUGUGAAACAGAUCCUGAUUAUCUUAUAAACCUGGCUCUGCAAGUGAAGUACAACAGCAAGAAGAUAAAAAAGCUAGAAAAAGAGUACACAGCGCUUAAGGUUAAGGAGCAUGAAGAAAUGAUUGAGCUGAGGAGGCUUCGUACAGAGAACAGGCUUCUAAGACAAAGGAUAGAACACCUCGAGCAGGAGAGCUCUGCACUGGCUGACCGUCUGAUUCAAGGCCAAGUAGUGCGGGCUCAGGAAGCGGAAGACAACUACAUCAUCAAGCGGGAACUUGCUGCCCUUCGUCAGCAAGAGCUUACUGUGCAGCAGGAGCUGCAGAAAGCCAACAACCAAAUCAAGGAGCUUCACCAAGCACAGACACAGCCGUCAUCACUGGACAGCCAGACAGAGGAUCUGCUGAAGUCACUGCAAGAUGAAUUGGUGGCUGUGAAGCUGCGCGAAGCUGAAGGUCAGGAGACUAUGCGUGGCCUUCGCCAAAGGAUACACGAGCUUGAAGAGGACAACAAGCGUCUAAGGGAAGCGACACCAAAUGAUAGCGUGGCAACUCUACAGGAAGAAUUGAUAGCGGUAAAAUUGCGUGAAGCUGAAGCUAACCUGUCCAUGAAAGAGCUUAGACAAAAAGUCGCCGACUUGCAAGCUGCAUGGGAGAAGCAUCGCUCGGAAAACCCCCAUCAGUCGGACAACCAGUCGACACCGUCACGAUGGAGUGGAAAUAAGUCACAAGUGAACCAGCUUCAGGAAGAACUGAUGACUGCUCGGCUCAAGGAAGCUGAUGCUACUGCUGAGCUGCGAGAACUGCGCCAAAGAGUCAUGGAGCUUGAGACCCAAAACCAAGUCAGCCUGAACCAAAUCCGCCGUCAAGCAGACGAAAUUGCAAAGUAUCAGCAAAUGUCAGACAAGGUCUCUGAGAAGGAGCGUGAGUUGCAUUCUCUUGUCCAGGAUGAGGCACGCAAGAUCACAAACCUGGAAUCACAGAUGAAAGAAGAGAGGAUGAAUGCUCGGAUUCGGGAAGUGGAGCACACCCAAAUCAUUGCAGAGAUGAAGCAGAAAAUCUCUUCCCUUGAGAUCAAGAAUCAAGAGCUGCUUACUGCUGGUCAACUGAGAGGCAGCACCGAAUCUGAAGAAGUGAAAGAACUUCAGGAUAAGGUGUCAGACUUGAAGGCUGAGGUUAUGCAGCUGCAGAUAAUGAACAAGCGCUUGAGCUCCGCACUGGCAGUGGCUCGGCUGCGGCAACCAGAUACACAGAAGGCUGGAGCAGCGGCGGCAGCAGCGGCAUCUGGCCCUCUGAGCAGUUCACCACCACUUACCCUGGUGGGAGGGCUUAGCCGUAGCACAAGCCUCAUGGAAGAUAGUGUCACUGAGCAGCUUCUUCAGCUUGGACUGGAACUUUCGGUCAGCCAGCACCCAGCCAAGCAACCCAAGCUUGCCAAUGGGGAGCUCUAGUGUUACCAGGUUUAUCUGUCUGUUUCACCCCGAGGUCAGGGGUCCCUUGUGAUAUGCGUAAUGGAGUAUGGGAGCUUAUUGUUGAUUGCUCGGGGUGAUAUCACAUUCUGAGAGUGAUCUGUUUGCUGCUGGAGGCCUGUCUUGACUUUUCUUGUGAAAGAUAUGUUUCUUUUCACUAUAUCUUGUGUUCUAUGCCAUUGAAUGCUUUAACAAAUUAAGAGUAAGACUUGCUUGGAGUCCUGUUGCCCGUUUAAGUGUGAGCUGCCGAUAGUACAGGGGAAAUGUUGGCACAGUGAACAUAAGUGCCCACUGUUCCAGACUGCUUCAGCAUUUGAAAUCAAGUUUGUUUUUUGAUGGGCUGACCAACAUGGCUUAACAUGUGCUUGCAGAGGAGAUGCCUGUUCAAUGCUUCUGCAGUGUUAUAAUAUUAUCUUGCACGAAGUUUAACAAAAGAGGUAACAGCUAAAGAAUUUGUAAUCAACUACUCUAAAUGAAGGGAAGACCACUGAUUUGUUGUGUAGCAGGGAAGUUACUACCAAUGUGUAAUGAGUUUUGUCAUGGCUUAACACAUGAACAUGCAAACAGCUCAACCAGCUUGUUAGUGAUUUGUCCACUGAGCUGCUGAACCCAUCAAGAGGGAGGCCUAUGACCUGUAAUGCCAGUAUGCUUUACCCCAGCAAACAACGUCACUUCAAUUUUGUUAAUUGGGACUGCAUUUAAGCAUGUAUGUUUCAAGCCAGAGCUUUUGAUUGUAGUUAAUUGCUGCAGGGCUCAAUUGAAUAUAUUUGGUUUUGAUGUGAGUCUGUACCUAUCUUUAGGUAUGAAGCGUAAAACACAGGACCAACAAAAAAAAAAAGAAAAGGCACACAGAGCUCAUUAUGGCACCUUUAAACUCGUUGGUUUUAUUUUUUCACAGGUGAAAUGUAAAAGUGCAUUUCAAUUUGAGCAUCUAGCACACAACACACUAGGGCACAGUGAAAAAGGAUGAAGACCUGCACUAACUUCCAACAGAUUUGAACAUCUGCUGGAAUUUAGUGCCAGUCUUUGUCCUCUUUCACUGUGUCGUUGUCUUGUGCUGUGCGCUAGAUGCUGAAAUGGAAUAACAACAUGCCCAAAUUUACAUUAUUACAUUUUAAUUCUUCUAUUCUCCAAUGUUGUGAUGAGUGCUUUUUGAUUCUGUCCUCUAAAAGUAGGCUUUAUUCUUAGUCCCAUUGGAGUGAUGAUCUUAAUCGGAAUGUGUAAGCUUAUUUAUUAAUGUUUGUUUCUUUGCAUAACAUUCUAUUAGAAGACCUGUUAUGUUGCUCAUUUCAUUGACGUAAAGCCUGUAGUAUUCUCUUUCACUAUGCAUGGACUUAAAAAAAGCUUACCUUCCUAUGCAGCUUGUUCUGUACAAUGCUGGCAAGCUCUGUGCUCACUAACAGAGACCAUGAGCCCAAUGUUGACCGUAGCAGGCAUAUAAUUAUGUUCAUCGUAGUCCUUAUCCCUGGUGGGAUGCUUGCAUAAGCAAUAUGCUGUGCUGCCAUUACACAUGGAAAGCCUUUUUGUGUGUGUUAGUGUGAAAAAAUGGCCUCUUUGCCAAAAGGAUUAUACAUUGUUUUCUUUUCUCCUGCUGGCAGUUUAGUGGUGGAGUGUGUUAGUGGGGUGUUGGCUAUAUGUGAUGCCAAAUUAAGCUCAUGGCCAUUAUUUGGUAAUGUUUACAAUGCUACAAGUUUGUAUUUGUUCACACCUGGAAAGGGCAGAAAGGUUAGAAAUCUUUUUCCACUGCCAGGUGCUUGCAUGUGCAGCUGGAGCAAUGCAUUGUUGUAAACAGCACUGGAGGUCAGGGGCAUAGCCAGGAUUUCCCUUCAAAGGGGAGGGGGGUUUGACCCCUCUUUUUGUAUGUGCAUGCAUGUGUUUAACAAGACUUGAAAUUCGGCAAGAUGGUGCAUAGCUGAUGGGAACUUUUGUGCGCAGAAACAAGACAAUUCACCAGAACGAGAGAGACAGGACGUGUGUGUAUGUAUACACAUACUGAAAAUUUUUGGGGGUGGUGAGGGGAAAGGUUUGAACUCUCCCAAUAUUGCUUUCCUCUGGCUAUGCCUCUGCUGGAGGAAAUUCCUUUAACACACUGUUCAUUGCAGCAUUUUGGCAGUUGGAAUAGAAUCAGUGGGGAGGGAGGACUAUUGAGCUUAAAACAGUAUCUUUCAAAAUUUUUUAGUAUGCAAUAAAUUCUUAAUGAACUUCCAGGUAUGGAUAGGUGAAGUUAUUAUCAAGGCAGUAGCUAUCCUUUGUAACAAGGUAGAUAGUGCUCACUUUCACAGUUUGCCAGUGUGCUUGUGGUAUACCCUUGCACUUUAUACUAACUGAAACUAGUGCUUUUACUCUGUGUACCCAGCUAAAGUGGUUAUGUAAAGUAGUAGGUAAUAUACAGUUUAUACGUUGUGCUUUUGAUAAGCUUGUUAAUGGAGAUCAUAACUAGUUAAUAGCAUUCAUUGUCAGCUACAUUGCAAACUUGCAUUACCUCUAUUUACCAUAAUGAAUCUGAACAUGUACUGAAGGAAAAGCAAUUUCCAUUUGCAUGAAUUUCAUGAAAUGCAUGUAACUAAAAUCUUUUACUGGCAUUAUUAACUUUAUUAUGAUUUAGUGUGUGUUGGUGAAAAUUCCAUUGAGUAUUGGCAGCACUGCUAAGGCUAUUAUUGCCAUUAGCAUAAUAAAUUUCAAGUGUGGUGUAGAUCGUCUGCAGGCUGUCAGGAGCUUUGUGUCAUAUACAGCACCUAAGCUGUCUUGAAGCCAUUCACAGAAAUGUACUCUAUGUGUUGGGCAAGCGAUAUACAUUGAUAGCAGCUCACAAGUUGCAUCUUUUGUCAUUCUUGCACUAAACAGGUUGCAUGCUUUUUCUUUGUGGGUGUUUGUGUGCAUUAAUGACUGUAGAGAUUUUGCACUGUAGAGAUUUUGUAGAGACGUUCUAGGGUUUCGGUGCUAGGACUAUCAACUGCAUGAGUGGGGGUUUAUGAUCUCCUGAGCUGUUGUACGUUCAUGGACAGGCCAUUAUUCUGUUAAAAGCACCAUUGAACUGUUCAAGCUCAUUCAGCACAGUCUUUAAUGAAAAACCUCUGGACACCUUAAUUAUGAGACUCGGCUUUUACUCAUGUUGUCCCAUCCCAGCAGUGCAAGAGGCAUAUUUAUAAUGCUUCAUGCAUGUCUUUUUGUACUUGAAAGGAUUGCAUGUUAAUAACACCCGAGCAUGUAAGAUGAACUUUUUACACUUCUGGUCACAUACAAAUGUAGGCUGUGCAAACAUGGAAUUGAGUUGCAAACAAAUAAUUUCAGUGCAGUGCUACUUUCUCGGACAUUAUUGCUGGUGCAAAAAAGCAAAACCAUUUCAGUGUUGUACACUCAAUGAAUCUAUUGCUUCCCUCCAUGUGUGCUCCUGCCUGUUUUGGUGGAAUUGUGUUGGUGACAUGCUUUGUAAAGCGUCAGUUAUUAAGCAAAGUGUAAAAUCUUGAGUAAUGUUAUAGUGUUUAAUAUGUAUUAGCACACUUCUAGUGAAGUACAAGGUGAUGAGCACCCUCAGAAUAUUUCCUUUUUCUAGAAACAUUGCAUAGGUAUUGUAGAGGCCUGCUUUAGGAAUUGUAGUAGAAACUUAGGCACUGUAUUGAACUCUGCUUCACAGCUCUGAGGCAGGGCUUUUAAAGGAAGCUAGCUUUCUGUGGCUAGAAAAAAAAAAGUGGAUUAACAUGCGCCACUUCCUGCACUUUGUUUUCCGAUCAGUACUGUUUUAUACUCGAUAGCAGUGCAGCAGUACAUUAAGCAUGCUUCUGGUUUUUCUGCAUGUGUUGUCUGUCAUGCUGCCCUCCAUAGAAAUUAAGGCACCUACUUGUUUGCCCAUUACAUGUUGGUUAAAUUGUGCAUGGCUGGCCACUGUAGUCCUUCCAGUACACGAUUUUUGCAUUUCGUUUAAUGAACAAAACAUGAAUUCACUUCCCAUAUAGCCAUGUUAGCAUCAGUGAACUGUUUAUUUCCAAGCGUGUGUUAACACUUUUGGUAGAGUAUGAUAUUUUCAGAUGCUGCAUAUAUCUGGACAAUUAUCUAGGGAUAUUUCAUUUAAUUAGGGCACUUUUUGUACUUCUAAAACUUUAUUUGGUAAAUGAACCACAUAUGUGACUUGCUGCGUUUCCUGCAUCAGCUGUCAGCUGGUUAGCUUGUUUAGGAUUACAAGUGCAGACCUAUUUCGAGUGGCUUUUUCUGUGUGAGCAAGACCUCAUUGGUUGAAUUUUUUAGGCAAGCCAUCAUACCACAGGUUUUUUUUAUGCAGUUCAUCUAUCUGCUGUGUGCAGAUGUGUGAAAGAUACGAGCUUAACUGUUACACACUUAGCACAAUCAAAGUCUGACAAUGAUGCAGGACAAGUAGGCUGGAUUACAUUGCACAGACACCACUUCGGAGCUGGCUCAAAAAUGUCCCAGUGAUGAUUAAAUGUUGGAAACUUCGAGGCUGUAACAGUGUGCUUGAAACAUAUGACACAUCAAUCAUAUUUUGAUUUUAAUGCUCAGCUCCUUCACUAAACCAUAACUCAAGUUAUGUUUUGAAAAAGAUACUCUAUGAGGCCAGUUUUUCAGAAAAAUCUUUUUGUGAUAACAGAAAAUACAUACUUAAUCUUUUUGUACAUGUUGUAAGAUAAAUGUAAAUCAAGCAGAUUUUGCUACUUUAUUCAAAUUGUGCACUUAUGCGCUUAUUUUAUGAAAGCAGCAACACUUGUGCAUCCAUUGAUGGAGCAUACCUUUUUGCAAGGCAGGCAAUAUCUCUUGUAAAUAACUUUGUGGCCUCUUUAUUUUAUUUUUUUUUGUUACCUGAAAUGUUAAGGUAUUAAGAUAGACUACUUAAUACACAUAAUGUACAAUAAAUGUGCUGCUUUUCCAAGAGUUGUUGUACACCCAUUUUGAAUUGUGGUAAGAAUGACGUAUUGUAGAUUUUCGUGCUUGCCGUGUAUUACCAUACUAUAUAUAUUCUUGCAUUCAAGGCAGACAGGUACGCAUUCCUCAGAUGUUUAAAUUUUGAUAUUUUGUUCGAGUUUCUGUAAUAAAACUUAGAUUCUUUGGUACAGGUUAUUGCGAUAAUUACGUAUACUGAUCUGUGUUAACUUCUGUUUGUAUAUUUUUGUAAAUAAAGAGAGGCAUAUAUGAUAGCUAUUAUUUAUUUUGUGUUUUAUAGGGUGCUGUAAGGGCUAGGUCUUGCAAUGCACUGCAUCUUUUGUGAUCUUAUUUCAAAGUGAAGCAUUGCAACAUUAUGAGGAAAUGAGCUGUAUGGUGCUGUCCUGCAGCACCAAGGAGAGAAUGUGAUGCUGAUGUACUCUUUAGUAUGGCUGGCACAUGCUUGUUUGAGGCUCUGACACCAUAAAAGUUGCACUUAUGACAGUAUGCUUCCUAGUACGUCUAGUAUUCAAGUUAGGGAGGCGUUUGGCGUAAAAAAAAACCUUUUCUUUUAUAUACAAGCUGAUGUUGCAUUCCCCUCAUUUGUAUGUAGGAUUUAGUAGAAAGUAAUGGUGUGGUGGUGACAAUGCCCUCUUCCUUCUCCUCAAAGGGAAAUAAAAAAUGUUGUGCGUGUUGUCAUUUGAUCCUGUUUCCUGCCAUGUUUAGAGUCUCUCUCAUGCCUGUUUACUCUGGCUUCUGUUAAAAAAGAAAAUAAAGCACUGCUGCAAUAAA
Molecule: messenger RNA, 8838 nt
Organism: Rhipicephalus sanguineus (brown dog tick)
Lineage: Eukaryota; Metazoa; Arthropoda; Arachnida; Ixodida; Ixodidae
Product: ecotropic viral integration site 5 ortholog
Exons: 18
Coding region: 358-3159 (933 amino acids)
Source: RefSeq, a predicted model, not a curated record